GAAUUGGAAAAAAAAGGACACGUUUUGUGAUUUCUAAUUUUUAUCAACAAGUGCUAUCAUUUUGUUGUCUGGGCCCAAAAUGUUUAUCAAAAGUAUUGCUGUUUUUCUGGGUGUGAUUGUUGUAGCUCUAGCGGAAAUAGAGUAUGAACGAGCAACUAAACGAUGCUGGUCCCAAAGUGAUUGUGAUCCAUUGCUAGAAUGCUGCUCCAAGAGGAUCUUCGAAGACGAGGCUUAUUGUGUGCAACGUCGCAGAUUAAAUGAAAUUUGUUUGGAUAACGGGAUGUCAAAUACUCUUUAUAACGGGCUGUACGACAUAUCCUGUCCAUGCUUCGAAGGUCUAGAGUGCCGCAAAGAAAUAUUUACAGUGAAUGGACGAACAAGAAGCCCCAAUCCCAGGUGCGUCCCAAGCUACGGCUAUUACCCAGGGGCAACAGCGAUUUCUGGCCCAUACAGUUACGCGAAUGCCGGAGGCGCAAGAGCAGUCGCCGGAUAUGGAAAUGAGUACAGCAAUACGAAUUCAGAAUCUGGUGCUUACAGCAAUGCAGGGGGCUAUUAUCCUUACGCAGAAGAGAAUGGAGGAGAGCUGCCUUACAGCUACAGGGAAAAAAGAUCUGCGCCAACAGCUGAAAAGAAAUGAACGAAUGGUUUUUUAUGUGACAAUUUUGUACGGUUGUAAAAAUAAAGAUAUGAUUGAUAAUU
Molecule: messenger RNA, 699 nt
Organism: Uloborus diversus
Lineage: Eukaryota; Metazoa; Arthropoda; Arachnida; Araneae; Uloboridae
Exons: 4
Coding region: 80-637 (185 amino acids)
Source: RefSeq, a predicted model, not a curated record